AUGGCUUCAAAGCGCGCGCUUGAAGCACCUGGAGAGGCUGGGCCAUCGAAACGGAGGCGGGCUGAGGACGGUAAUGAUUAUGUUGAUGAAGAAUAUCAUAGUGAUCAAGAGGACAACGCCUCUUUCGUUCCUAGGGGUGCAACAAUCAAUUUCAGUGCGCUGACGAGGAAACUGGCGGAAGCCCGGAGGGCCAAACCCGUCGACGGUGAUGAAACCUCGUUAGACGCGCAUCGUCGGCAACAAGACGCACUUGUAUCCCACAUAUUCAUGGAUCAAGAUUUCUCUUUUCUUCAUCUUAAGCCUGACCAUGCUUCGCGGCCAUUAUGGAUUAGUCCUGAUGAUGGACACAUUAUCCUCGAGGCCUUUUCGCCCAUUGCAGAGCAGGCUCAGGACUUUCUUGUAGCUAUAAGUGAACCUGUUAGCAGGCCGGCCUUUAUCCACGAAUACAAACUCACUUCUUAUUCACUGUACGCCGCAGUGUCGGUUGGGUUGCAAACAGAAGAUAUCAUUGAAGUGUUGAACCGGCUUUCCAAGGUGCCAGUGCCAGAAACGAUCACUAACUUCAUCCGGGAGCGGACGUUGUCUUACGGGAAAGUGAAGCUUGUACUGAAACACAACAAGUACUUCGUUGAGAGCAGCCACCCGGAAACCCUUCAGCUCCUAUUGAAGGACAAAGUGAUACGAGAGGCACGAGUGGUUUCUCAACAAACGGACAAUAGUAUCAAGGCUGCCACCUUUACGACUACAAAAGCCCCUGUGAAGGGUAACCUUGUGAUCCCUGGAACCAAGGAGGCUGAGAAGAAGAAGGAUGAAACUGCGGGUACCAGGGCCGGAGCAUCCAUAUCCGGAGGAGCCGCGGACGCUGACCUCUUCACCUCAAUUGUUGGCGUUGACAAUGAUGAAAUCGAUGAAGAUGACGACAAUGUUCAUGCAUUCGAGAUUGAUGAUGCAAAAAUCGACGACGUCAAGAAGCGGUGUAAUGAGUUGGAAUAUCCAAUGCUUGAGGAGUAUGACUUCAGGAAUGACACGGUCAAUGCGAAUCUGGACAUUGACCUUAAACCGGCGACCGUCAUUCGACCAUAUCAAGAGACGAGCUUGAGCAAGAUGUUCGGAAAUGGCCGCGCACGUUCUGGAAUUAUUGUUCUUCCGUGCGGGGCGGGAAAAACCCUCGUCGGCAUUACAGCUGCCUGCACGAUUAAAAAAUCGUGUCUAGUACUGUGCACUUCUUCCGUGUCUGUUAUGCAAUGGAAGCAACAGUUCAUGCAAUGGUCCAAUGUGACAGAUCGCCAAAUCGCCGUUUUUACAGCAGAUCAGAAAGAGAGAUUCGCUGGAGAGAGUGGUAUCGUCGUAUCGACGUAUUCCAUGGUUGCCAACACGCACAAUAGGUCCCAUGAGUCCAAGAAGAUGAUGGAGUUUUUGACUUCACGUGAAUGGGGGUUCAUUCUCUUAGAUGAAGUGCAUGUUGUGCCGGCUGCCAUGUUCCGCCGUGUUGUUACAACAAUCAAAGCGCACUCAAAGCUUGGCUUGACCGCGACUCUUGUGCGUGAGGACGAUAAAAUUGCGGAUCUCAACUACAUGAUAGGACCUAAAUUAUAUGAAGCGAACUGGAUGGACCUUGCAGCCAAGGGACAUAUAGCCAACGUUCAGUGUGCCGAAGUUUGGUGUCCUAUGACUCCUGAGUUUUACAAGGAGUAUCUUCGGGAGCAAUCUCGGAAGCGUAUGUUGCUUUAUUGUAUGAACCCGAAGAAAUUCCAAGCGUGUCAAUUCCUGAUUAAAUUCCACGAGGCGAGAGGCGACAAAGUUAUUGUCUUUUCCGAUAAUGUGUUUGCACUUGAGGCGUACGCCAAGAAACUCGGGAAGCCUUAUAUCCACGGUGGUACCGGGCAGGUUGAGCGGAUGCGGGUGUUGCAAUGGUUCCAGCAUGAUUCUAAUGUCAACACCAUUUUCCUGUCCAAGGUCGGCGAUACGUCCAUAGAUCUGCCGGAAGCUACGUGCCUUAUUCAAAUUAGUUCACAUUUCGGGUCAAGGCGACAAGAAGCUCAGCGCUUGGGUCGCAUCUUACGAGCGAAGCGGCGUAACGACGAAGGCUUCAACGCUUUCUUCUACUCGCUGGUUUCCAAAGAUACCCAAGAAAUGUUUUACAGCACCAAACGACAGCAAUUUCUUAUCGAUCAGGGUUAUGCGUUCAAGGUCAUUACGCACCUGGAUGGACUUGAGGACCUGGAAGAUUUGGUUUACAAGACCAAGGAUGAGCAAAUCGAAUUGAUUUCAUCUGUGCUCUUAGCAAACGAGAGCGAAGCUGAUCUAGGGACGGACAUACGCGGGAAUGAGGGUGACUUGGCAGGAACGGUGACAUCUAAAGACUUUGGCCCUACAAGGUUUCCGACAGCGCAACGGACGACAGGGACUCUCACGGCACUGAGUGGUGCUCAACAUAUGUCGUAUGUUGAGCAGAAUAAAUCGGUGAACAAGAAACUCGCGCGGGAUGCAGCACCACGCCACAAAUUAUUUUCCCGUCGCGAUAAGGACAAAGCUACCGCACGGAAAGAGCAACGAGCGAUGGGGCGCACUUGA
Suillus plorans is the source of this 2574-nucleotide messenger RNA. Its product is annotated as DNA helicase. Gene Ontology annotation, cellular component: transcription factor TFIIH holo complex; transcription preinitiation complex; nucleotide-excision repair factor 3 complex. Gene Ontology annotation, biological process: nucleotide-excision repair; transcription initiation at RNA polymerase II promoter. NCBI's taxonomy places the organism in Eukaryota, Fungi, Basidiomycota, Agaricomycetes, Boletales, Suillaceae. The coding region runs from base 1 to 2574 and encodes 857 amino acids. Gene Ontology annotation, molecular function: 3'-5' DNA helicase activity; DNA binding; hydrolase activity. The transcript is spliced from 15 exons. The record is from RefSeq and is a predicted model, not a curated record.